ACAAAAGUUAAAUGUAGGAGUCUUAGAAUUCAACAUUAGAAAAUCAAGUUGCAUUCGGUUCAGAUGUCUUUGAGAUCAUAGAUGUUGAUAUUUAUAUUAAAUUUUAGAAAGUAAACAAGAAUCCUUGUUAAGGGCAAAAUUUAAUAAGAAAACAAUCAUUUGGAAAUAAAUAAGCAAUUAGAUCAAUAAGUUCAUUAAAAAAUAAUGAAGUAAUAUUAUAGAAAAUAUAUAAUUAAGAGCAAGAUAAAGUUAAAUAAUCGUUAAUAGCUUAAAAAAUCAAAAGAUGAUCAUCCACUAACAUAAAAAGAAUAAUUUGAUUAUAAAUUGAUUUAAGUGGAAAUAUCAGAUUUCAUAAUAAUAGAACAUCAAUAAGGUGGUAGAGAUUAUAAAAUUUUGGACUAAAAUGAUUGGAAGAGAAUAAUUAAAUAGAAAUCAUUAAAUGGUUAUUAAAUGCAUGAUAUACAUGUAACAUUAUUAACAUAAAAUCUAUUUUUUAUUGAAAGAAGGGAAAUUUGGUAAUUGUUUUGUUCUAUAGAUUCAAUUAAAUAACAAAUUUAAUAAAAAAAUACUUCAUUUUAGAAGUAUUCGAGUUAAAACAAUUAUUUUUCAACUAAAAUUGAUUUAGAUAUUCCAAGAGCAUUAAAGAAUAACAAAUUCUUGACUUCAGUAAGCAUGAAAUUAAACUUAGUAAGAAAAUCAAAAUAGUUUAAGAAAAAUUUUAAUAGCAUAUGCAAACUAUGAUCCUGAAUUAGGUUAUACAUCUGGAAUGAAUAUAAUUGCUGCCAAUCUAUUAAUUUGUUAUGAUUUAAGAACAAAUGAUGAGAAAUUUUUAGAAGGUAUAUUCUAAUAUUUAAAUAAAAUAUUUUAGAUGUUGAAAUAAUAGAUCCAUUAAGAGAUGAAAAUGUUUUCUACUUAUUUAUAUAUAUAAUGGUGGAAUUAAAUUGGAGAUCUGUAUUUAUUCCUGGAUUUCCAGGAAUAACUAGAAUGAUUAAGGUCUUAGAUUUAAAAUUUAAGAAUGAAUUACCUAAGUUAUAUGCACAUUUUUAAGACUUGAAUAUUAAUUUAAAUGCUUGUUUUUAACAAUAAUACUUAUCCUUAUUGAUGAAUGAAAUUUCUUGGGAAAUUAGUAGAAUGAUUUUUGAUAUAUUACUUUUUGAAGGGGAAGUUAUCAUUCAUACAUUUCUUAUUGGUAUGUUAAAAUAUUGUUAAGAGAAUCUCUUAAAAAUGCAAACUUUUGAAGUAAACAAUAAUAUAUUUUAAAGUAAAUUACUAAUUUUUGUAUGUGUGAGAUGAUUGUACAAUUUUAUGAAUUAUUUUCAGUAAAAUUUAUAGGAAACAAAGAUUUUGCUACUAUUCUCUUAAAUUUAGGAUUUAUAAAAAUUUAAGGAGAAAUUAUUGUUCCUUAACCCUCAUCUCCUGUUGUUUAGGUUAAACAAAAUAAGUUUGAAAUUUGGAAAGGAACAUUCUUAAAGAAUUUUUUUAAAAAAAAAUGA
This is a messenger RNA of Paramecium sonneborni, 1493 nucleotides long. Lineage: Eukaryota; Ciliophora; Oligohymenophorea; Peniculida; Parameciidae. The record is from the annotation of a GenBank genome assembly.